AUGUCCUACUACGAGAACAACCCUCAAUGGUCCAAUCCCGGUCAGAACAAUUGGGAACACCAAGCGCCUCCUGUCCGUGCUGGUGAGUCGGCCCAGUCGCAACAUCGCCAAAUUCAACAACAAUCGGAAACCGGAAUUGACUCGAGGUUCCCGUCAACAGGUGCCAGCGGCCCCACGGCUCAGGACGACUUCGCAUUCUUCUACCAGUUCGAGGAGGUUGAUCGUGCAUACGAGAAUCUCGCCAAGAGCGGGAAGUCUUACGGAAUGGGCGGUCGACGUGAGUACCCAACCCCUGGCGGCCCCAAGAUGGGCCCUGCUGGUCCUGGUCCCGCCAGAAAGUCUCUCGACUUCACCGGACGCAUGGGAGCUGGAGCUGGAGCCGGUCCGCGACCGCACUCGAUGAACCAGUUCGAUGAUGCCCGAGGCCACCCGAACUCGAACCUCCAAAACUUUUACGCCUCUCAGCGCCACCAGUCCUCCCGAGGAUCCAACGACGCGGAACAGAUGAUGCAGGCCAAGAGAAGGAUGGCCGCUCAACGGGAGCGGGAGCUGCGCAACCUCCACACUGAGCAGCAAUACCAGCGAACUGUCGUUUCUGACAUCCCCUACGGCAACAAGGCCAUGUCCGAGGAGGAGACUCGCGAGCUUAUCGCUCGGCAGCGGAGCGCCUUGUACGGCGAGGGUCAGUUUGCCGAGAAGGGAGGCUACGUCGACGAGACUGGCGCCGUGCGUCCUGGCGUGCCUGGACACAGUGGUCCUUCCAGCCUGCGGGGCCAGUCGCCCUUGACGUACGACAUCACCCGCGGUCCCCCUCCUCACGGUGAUGCCAACACGCCCGUCUCGGUGACUGACGGCCCCGGUCCCAUCGCUGGUCCCCCGGGCGAGCAAGGCUCUCGUGCUGGCAGCACUGCCAGCCCUCAGCCGAACGCUCCUAACAACAAGAGCGCUUUCGAGUCUGCUGUGAGCCAGGCCGCCGCCCGUACCAACAACUCUUCCCCUGGUGGCUCCCCUCCUCGCCAGGAGAUGCCGGGAUCCAAGCCGGCCCAGACGGUUGCUCCCAUCGGUACUCGUCCCUCCGGCACCCCGACUGGUGCCUCGAACUCGUCUUCGAAGCGAUCCACCACCCCCCUCGCCUCUCCCGGCGGUUGGGGCCGUGGCAAUGGGGUCUGGGGCCCUCAGUCCUCCGGACUGAGCCAGCCUCCUGCUAGCGUCUGGGGUUAG
This is a messenger RNA of Colletotrichum chrysophilum, 1221 nucleotides long. RefSeq lists its product as uncharacterized. The record is from RefSeq and is a predicted model, not a curated record. The transcript is spliced from 4 exons. Lineage: Eukaryota; Fungi; Ascomycota; Sordariomycetes; Glomerellales; Glomerellaceae. Bases 1 to 1221 code for a protein of 406 amino acids.